AUGGGCGGUGUUUUUGUCAGCGGCAGAAUUGGUGGCUGUGAUAAGCUGAGUGAUGAGGUCGGCCAGAGGUGGUUAGGUCUGGUCACCACUGGUGUCACGGCGUGGAGGCAUGGCGGCAGCCUACUGGGCUUCUUCACAUCUCGUUUGGGCCUUGUGCUAAUUGAAGAAGCUUGCUGGGCUGUAAUCAUCGGUUGGGCCUGUUGGCCCGUAUCACAAGCCUACUCCGAGCUAACCUUUCAAAACUACGCCCGGGUAAGCCAAGACGCCUUGCAAGUCACCCCGGACACCAGCAACAACAACGCCGCAUUCGACCUCCGCAACCAAUCCGGCAGGGUCAUGCUCAGCCAGCCCUUUAAACUCUGGGAUGGUGAUUCCGUAGCCUCCUUCGACACCUCAUUUCUCCUCAACAUGUUCCCUAUCAACGGCACUUCCGGCGAAGGCUUAGCCUUCUUAAUCGCCCCCACCAUCGCUGUCCCCGAUAAUAGCUACGGCUAGUACCUCGGGCUCAUAAACCAAACCCUUGACAACGAAGCAUCAGACGUCUUAGCUAUCGAGCUCGACACCGUCAAACAACCCUACGAUAUUGAUAAUAAUCACAUCGGCCUCAAUAUCAAUUCCAUCGUAUCUGUCGUUUCCACACCGUUGACUCCCUUAAACAUCACUCUUGCUUCCAAAACGCCGUCGUUUCACAACGUCUGGAUUCGGUACAACGGAAAUGAAAAGGUCAUACGUGUUUACAUCGCAGAACAGCCGGGAAAAACCUCACCCACGCCUCCCAUGCCGCAAACUCCGGUCAUUGAACAUCCGGUAAAUCUUAGAAAAGCAGUUAGCAGCGAAUCCUACAUCGGAUUCGCGGCAUCCACCGGAACCUUAGUGGAGCUAAACUGUGUGUUGAAAUGGAACAUCACAGUUAAGCACAUCAUCAGUACCGGCUCUAAAAGUCCGUUAUCAAUGAUCUUGAUCGCCAUUGGGGUUCAGCUGGUGUUGGCGCUGGUGGCGUUAGCGGGUUAUUUUUGCUACCGGUUGUAUAAGAAGUGGUUGGUGGACCGGUCGCAGUCGAAUAUAUUGAGCCGGCUCAGGACGCUGCCCGGAAUGCCGAAGUAGUUCCGGUUACGGGAGUUAAAGAAAGCGAUGAAUAAUUUUAAUGAGAGGAGGAAGCUCGGGCAGGGCGGAUACGGUGUCGUUUACCAUGGUGUUUUGCCGGGGAAUAAUGUUGAGGUGGCUGUCAAGUGGUUUUCGCGGGAGAGUUUGAAGGGGGAAGAUGACUUUUUGGCAGAGCUUACGAUUAUUAAUCGUUUACGGCAUAAACAUCUUGUUCGUUUACUCGGGUGGUGUCACAGGAAUAGAAAGCUCCUGUUGGUGUAUGAGUAUAUGCAAAAAGGUAGUCUUCACAUGCACCUGUUCAAUGUAACCGGCGAACCGCUGAGUUGGACCUUCCAUUACAAGAUUCUUGCAUGUGUCGGCUCCGCCCUACACUACCUCCACUACGAAUAUGACCAAAAAGUCGUUCACCGUGACAUCAAGGCGAGCAACAUAAUGCUCGAUUCCGAUUUCAACGCUCGUCUAGGUGACUUUGGUCUUGCCCGUGCCCUAGACAAAGAGAAAACAAGUUAUGCAGAGGCCGAGGGCGUGCUUGGAACCGUUGGUUACAUAGCCCCAGAAUGCUUCCUCACCGGAAAAGCCACUCAACAUUCUGAUAUUUAUGCGUUCGGCGCAUUACUAAUCGAGGUUGUUUCUAGUCAACGCCCCAGGACAAAAGUCAACGGUUUUCAGUUUAUUGUGGACUACAUAUGGUCAUUGUAUCGGGAAGGUCGUAUCUUAGAAGCUGUUGAUAAACGCCUUGCAGAUGAUUAUGACACGGAGGAAGCCACAAGGUUCUUGAUGUUAGGGCUAGCUUGCUCGCACCCGAUAGCUGAUGAGAGGCCGAAAACACAUACCAUUGUGCAAAUGCUAGCGGGGUCCGUGGCCAUACCACAUGUUCCACCUUUCAAACCAGCUUUUGUGUGGCCCGCAAUGAUGCCAAUUGAUGAUCUUUCCCAAGCUACCUUGAUCAACACAACCCCACAUUCGAUUAGUCAAUACGAGACCAAUUGGGGUCCAUUGAGUAGGCAAAAUUACUCGGGUUACGCGGAUCAAGCAAUGGCUUAGUUUCUUUUGGUUCGACUAUAACCUUUUAGGGUGUAUUCUAUACAG
Helianthus annuus (common sunflower) is the source of this 2193-nucleotide messenger RNA. Its product is annotated as probable L-type lectin-domain containing receptor kinase S.5. The transcript is spliced from 3 exons. Lineage: Eukaryota; Viridiplantae; Streptophyta; Magnoliopsida; Asterales; Asteraceae. Gene Ontology annotation, molecular function: ATP binding; protein kinase activity; carbohydrate binding. Gene Ontology annotation, biological process: protein phosphorylation. Gene Ontology annotation, cellular component: plasma membrane. The record is from RefSeq and is a predicted model, not a curated record.